This is a messenger RNA of Homalodisca vitripennis (glassy-winged sharpshooter), 276 nucleotides long. Its product is annotated as oxalate--CoA ligase-like. The annotation marks the transcript as partial. The transcript has 2 exons. NCBI's taxonomy places the organism in Eukaryota, Metazoa, Arthropoda, Insecta, Hemiptera, Cicadellidae. The record is from RefSeq and is a predicted model, not a curated record. Gene Ontology annotation, molecular function: CoA-ligase activity.
AUGACAGAUCAGGAUCCUGUGGGAAAGUUGUUUCCAGGCGUAGAAAUCAAGAUUCUAGACGACGAAGGUCACCUUGUGAGUCCAGGAACUAUUGGAGAGAUUUGGAUAAAAACCUUGGCAGUGACUCCAGGAUAUUGGGGAAGGCCGGAUCUCAACUCUUCCAUGUUUGACAACGAUGGGUUCUUCCGGAACGGUGACGCUGGGUACUUUGAUCCUGAGGGCAAUCUGUAUCUACGGGGUCGGGUAUGUGACCUCAUCAACUUCAGAGGGCACAAG